GCGCGAACGGAGCUGGAGGGAGUUGGAAGCAAACCAGAGUUGCCAGACGAGUUUCUGCCGACGCGGGACGAGCUCACUUUCAUAGGGCUUUCCGACGAAACCUCUCUCUGACUCAAUCUUUAUUUUACAGUAGAAGUCAUUUACGAUUCGAAACGCAGCAGUGACAGAAGUGCAGUGUGGAGAUAACAUGUUCGUUUAUUUAAAAAAAAUAUGAUUCGUAUGGAAACGCUUGACUUAUCAAAAUUGUUUGCAGAAAAGUCAACUUGAUACCUGCAUCGAGCUGAUGAUGUGAAUAAGAAGUGAAAGUUUAUGAAAAACACAAGUGUGUGGUGUAUCAUAUUAGGAAGCAAGACAUUUGGGAACGUGCGUUGAAAUUAAUAAACUACAAGUGGCUAUACGGAAUCUCCGAUGACAAUCGUGAAAUAGCGAAGCAAAGCAAGAAGUUGCUGCACCUGCCGCAGUGGUUCUCGCGGCGCCACUCACGUGUUGCAUGCGUGCCGUGGUUAUCCAUCAUGGUCGCGGACUAGAACCAGCUCCGAUUGGUCGGUUUUGUGGUCACGUGGUAUGGUAAUUGGGCUCCGGUGGGCGGGAAGGAGCGAACGAGGUCGUGGAGGAUCGCGAAAGUGGCGGAAGGAGAGGAGAGAAUAAGCAGCUGUCCACCGGGAGUCCUGUGCUCGUUGUGGUCCCGCUCUUUCCAUUUCUUUUCUCUUUUCUCCCUCUCUUUCUUUCUCUCUUUUCCUCCUUUCGAGAAAACGUCACCCCUUUUCGCAAGAGACGGUGAGGUGUGGACGAUGGACCACAGCGCAGUGCCGUGCAGUGUGAGCUUGUGAGAAUGAAUAUUAUAUGAACUCGAAAUGGUGUGCUGGAUCGAAGAAUUGAUGCAGAGAGCAAGAUAAGAGAGUAGAACCGAAGAGUGUGGUUGUUUAAAAUUUAUUUGAACUAUCGCGCGUGUGUGUUUUUCACAAGAAAGUACUUAGGAACAUGAAUUCCUUCCUUCCAUCCGCCGCCGGUGGAUAUCAUCACCAUCAGCAUCAACAGCAAGCUGGAAAUCAUCAUCUAGCCACGACUUCCUCGUUGGUCGAUCCAAAGUUUCCUCCCAACGAGGAAUAUAGUCAAAGUAAUUAUAUACCUUCGACCGGAGCAGAUUUUUUCUCGGGUGGCAGCGGUGGUCAUCAUUUAAGCCAUCCGCAAUCUCAACUGCAGUACGGUUACCAUCAACAUCAUCACCAAGCGGCGUCGACUCCUUACGGGGCUUCUUCAGCGGUACAAUUAAACGGAGGAUACGCAGGAUACGGCGGAUAUUACCAUCCUCAUCACCAAGUGCACGCGGUUCAUCACGCCAGUUUACAUUCUCAUCAUCACGCGGUGGGUGCUUUAGCGAUGCCGCCGGAAGCUCAACAACCACCGCUCACGUGUCCGUCGUCGAUACAAAGUCAACAGCAGCAACAGCAGCAGCAACAACCAUCAGUACCAACGUCGACUAUCCUCGCAUCCACGCCUCUGUCACCAUCUAUGAUGCAGAAUCAUGUGCAGCAACCGGAUGCCCUUCAGCAUCACCAGCACGAGAAUAAUGCCUGCAGUCCAGCCGGUUCGGGUCAAUUGCAUCGAGACAAUUCACCUGAUCUUCAAACGCAACAGUCAUUGUCUCAGCAGUCUCAACAUAUACAGAGCAGCCAACAACAAACGCCGCCGCAACAACAACAACAUCAUGUAGAAGACAGCUCGGAUGCGGAUGAUAUAGAAGAUGGUCAGAUGGAAGGUUCACCAGGAAUGAUGGAGGAUGAAGAAGAAGAUGAAGAAAACAGAGAUCGUACAAUUUAUCCGUGGAUGAAAAAAAUUCAUGUUGCAGGCGUCGCAAACGGCUCAUAUCAACCUGGAAUGGAGCCAAAGCGACAGCGAACUGCGUACACAAGGCAUCAGAUACUUGAAUUGGAAAAGGAAUUUCACUACAAUAGGUACCUGACGAGACGGCGACGGAUCGAGAUCGCUCAUACUCUGGUCCUGUCGGAGCGACAGAUAAAAAUUUGGUUUCAAAACCGCCGUAUGAAAUGGAAGAAGGACCAUAAGCUACCGAACACGAAAAACGUACGCAGAAAGAAUGCGAACGGCCAGGCGCCGCCAACAGCAGCUAAACCGGCAAAGACUUCGGCGACGCGGACGAAGUCCGGGACCGGUAACAACAAUAGCCAAAGGAAAAACAACAAUUCGCCUUCCAGUGGUAUGGAGAACAGUCUGGACUCAAACAUCGGUCAUGAUAUGAGCGAAGUUCAUGGGGUCAGCUCCAGUAUUCCUCAUCCCGUUGGCGUGGUUCACCCGAGCUUUCAAGGUCAUCCUCAUUCUCUGGCUCAUCUCCAAGCACAGCUGAGUCAUCAUCACGUGGGUGGAAUGAUGGACGGUCCGACGGGUGGACCGUUGGGACACAUAAGUUCCGGAAGUAUCAGUCCUCUCGCUCCAGCUACCAGCCCUCCCGGAUUGUCGCAAGUAUCAGCUCCUGUGCCGCCAUCGGCGAUAAAAUCCGACUAUGGACUCACGGCUCUGUAACAUCCAUUCCGUGAGGUAUAUUCAAUAAUAUAAUACCUUUUUCAAUACCAUUUAAUGCGACCGCUCUCCGUGGAUAAUUCCACUGUUCGACUGGAUAUUUAUUGCAAAUUAGAUAAACGUAGUUUGAGUUUUUCUCAUUGCAGCGUGGACAGGGAGAGUAGUCUCAAAACGUAAAUUGAGACCUCACAGUCUUCAAACGGCAGUAUUAUUUUUCUUUUACGUAUACGCGUGAAUAUGGCAAAUGUCUACAACUGCAAUUCAUUAACUACAAUACUGUAAAAUGCUAGAUCUAAAAUUAUUUAGCUAUUUCUUAAAUCUAUUAUAUUAUUAAAGAUGUUCCCUGAUUUGUAAAGUCGUGAAAACCAAGUCUGAAAAAACUUAUCAUAAA
Wasmannia auropunctata (little fire ant) is the source of this 2929-nucleotide messenger RNA. RefSeq names its product homeobox protein Hox-A4 (gene Dfd). The coding region runs from base 982 to 2541 and encodes 519 amino acids. Gene Ontology annotation, cellular component: nucleus. Gene Ontology annotation, biological process: anterior/posterior pattern specification; regulation of transcription by RNA polymerase II. The record is from RefSeq and is a predicted model, not a curated record. Lineage: Eukaryota; Metazoa; Arthropoda; Insecta; Hymenoptera; Formicidae. The transcript is spliced from 2 exons. Gene Ontology annotation, molecular function: RNA polymerase II cis-regulatory region sequence-specific DNA binding; DNA-binding transcription factor activity, RNA polymerase II-specific.